This is a messenger RNA of Lycium ferocissimum, 1024 nucleotides long. Its product is annotated as protein S40-5. The record is from RefSeq and is a predicted model, not a curated record. NCBI's taxonomy places the organism in Eukaryota, Viridiplantae, Streptophyta, Magnoliopsida, Solanales, Solanaceae. The coding region runs from base 243 to 839 and encodes 198 amino acids. The transcript has a single exon.
UUCAAAGUUGAGUCUCCGUUUAUUAUAGCCCUUUUUCCCCCCACCAGGGAGAUAUAACAUUAAAUAAAUAAAAAGCCACACACAACUGUUUUAUCUUAUUUUUAUCAAUUUUCUUACUUGGGUCAUCGGAAAAUCAAGAAUCCGGUAACCCCUAGUAGUAGAGGAAAAAAAAAAAACAAUCAUUUUGUAUACAUAUAGAAUUCUUUCCUGUCGCCGGGAAAUAAACAAAAGGUGAUGAAAAAAUGGCAAAGGGUCGGAAACUGACCACUAGUCGUAGUGAUAUGUUAUUAGGAAACUACACCUACAUAAAUGGAAGUCAAACAGUCAACGGUUCGUCAGAAUUAGGAGAAGAUGAUAUCUGGUCAACAGUUGAUGACAUGGUCAACAUGGAUGAUCAUGGUUCAAAGGACGAGUGGAGUCCACGCGCCACCCCAGUACCACACGCCGACAAUUACAGCCGCCGCAGCAGCAGCCGCCACGUGGGUGGGUUGUCAUUGGCUUUCGAUGAUUCAGGUAAAACAGCAUCUCCUCGGAUCUUGCACCAGUUUAGAGGACAAGACGCGCCAUCCCCACGUGUGCGUCACAUGGCCACGUCAGCACCUGUGAAUGUCCCUGAUUGGUCCAAGAUAUACCGAGUUAACUCGGUCGAGUCGUUGCAUGACUCGGACGAUGGAGUGGACGAUCCCGACUCGGAGAUGGUCCCGCCUCACGAAUAUCUUGCCCGUAGCCGGAACUCCAACGCUCACUCGGUGUUUGAAGGCGUUGGACGAACGCUAAAAGGUCGGGAUUUGAGUCGAGUUCGAGAUGCUGUUUGGAGCCAGACUGGGUUCGAUGGUUGAGUUCAUCAAUGAAUUUAACUAUUUAGUAGGUUAAAAGAUUUUAUUGCUAUUAGUAGCUGUUUGGAGAAUUAAAGAAGCAAUUGAUGGUAAUCAUUUAUUUGCUAGAUAAAAUUUUGGUCUUGGGCAAUGAUUGAGGUUGAAAUGAAUACGAACUCAGUGAGUCAACCAGCUCCUUUUGAGUCCAA